Messenger RNA from Camelina sativa (false flax), 2353 nucleotides. The record is from RefSeq and is a predicted model, not a curated record. NCBI's taxonomy places the organism in Eukaryota, Viridiplantae, Streptophyta, Magnoliopsida, Brassicales, Brassicaceae.
CGCCCACGACCUUUUUUUGUUGUGUCUCUCUAAAAUCUAGGAGAGAGGUGCACAACAAAACAUUUAAUACGAUCUCUCUCUUAAUUCUGCGACGAACGCGGAAAGCGAAAUUGGAGAAGAAAAGCCCCCCCUAACCCCACCUCACCACACCACCCAAACGUCCAAAGAAAAAAAAAACUCAAUCUUUUUGAGUCCUUUGCACGGUCUCUCGGAGAAGGAAAGAAAAAAACACCGACCCAGAAGAAAAGGAUUCACCUUUUUUUCUUUCUGAAUUCGCCAUUGAUAAAGUCUUUGUCUUUGGGAAAAAAAAAGUCUUUUACUUUUAUUGAAUCAGGUCUCAUAACAGCUUUGUUCUUUUGAUAACCAAGAGAUCCCCCCAAGUCUGCUCAACUAAAUUUGAGAUCUUUCUAUAGGUGGGUGUUAUUUGAUGGACGAAGAUGCUGUUGUGUUAACAUUUGGAACGCCUGAAGUGAUGAAUAAGGAAGAAGACGGUUGUAGCCCCAGAGGAGACUCUACAGGGAAGGCAAUUGCUUCAAAGCCUAAAGAGAAAAAGAUCCCUCAUUACCUCAGAGCAUCGACGGGCUCGUGUCAUGAUCUUUGCAAGUACGGGAAGAGACAGGUACCUGUGGAGAAACCAUGGCGUUCGACUACUAAAAAGAUCUUCAAGAAAGAUCUUGAUUAUGAUUUGAAUGAAACUUUGAAGCCGGGUCCUUCUAAAAUGAAGAAGAAGGUGAUGGAAGUCGAUAGAAACAAGGCUACUGAUGAUUCUUCUGAGGUAAUUAAAAGAGAGGUUGUGAAGUAUCAAGUGAGUGGUGGGAUGAAGAAGCCAGAGGUAUUGAUAAUACCAUCUGGUGUUGAUGAAACUCCUAUGAAGCAGAUGAAGAAGAAAACAACAUUAAGUUCGAAACUUAAACCUUCACCAGAUUCAGGAUCUCGUUCAUCUGGAAAUGUUGAUGCCCUGAAGCCGAAGAUCUUGAAGAAAUCUUAUUCAGCACUAGCAACGUCGAAAUCUAAAGUAAACCAUGAAAAAGUUGUUGCUUUACCAGUUCUGAAACCCAAAAUGGGGGCUAAAAGUGGAGGGAAAGACGAAGAUACAAAGAUAAACAAGGAUACAGUCUCCUCUAGAGUUGUUUCAAAGAAGGCUCCGGUGACUCCAAGACCAAGAGCUUCGCUUUCUCCAAGAAUAUCAGUAAGACUAGCCGGGAAUUCAAGUUUGAGAAAGAGUCAGAGCUUAAAGGCUUCAUCUUCCUCUUCUUCUCGACAAAAUCAGAAACCAAGACCUGUGAUCAAUUGCACUGAUGAAUCUGAUAAGCAGUUAGAUGAUUAUCCAGUCGAGGAGAAAACAUUGCACGUUGUUGAAAUGGAAACAACUGAAAAUGUCGUCUCUGAAACUGAUCAGAAUCAGCAAGGCUUUGUUGAACCGUUUCUUCCUCCUCUUCCACCGACUCAAUCAACUCCAAAUGAUGAUGAGUGUACUGUUUCAGAAACAGAGGAAUAUGAAUACACUUCAGGAAGCAACGAGGCUGAGACUGUAGACGAAGAGAUUGAAAUGUCCAAUGGAGAGAAGAAACCAAGAUCGGCUAGAAAGGAGGGUGAUUCUGCAGAUGAAGCUGCUAGGAAGUUACGUUUCCGUAGAGGAAAAGUUGUGGAUGCUGAUGCUGUGGGUGAGAGUGCAAGGAAACUCAAGUUUAGAAAAGGAAGAGGUCUCGGGGAAGACAAAGCGCAAGAUGCACAAGUAAGGAGAAGCUUUAAGAAGAGGGAAGAUAUCAAAGAAGAAGAAGUCGAUGAGAAUGGUGAAAAGGUUGUGUUGAGGCAUCAAGAUGUUCAGGAGAAAGAUGCACAGGGACUGUUCAACAAUGUCAUUGAAGAAACAGCUAGUAAGCUCGUUGAAGCUCGAAAAAGCAAAGUUAAAGCUUUGGUUGGUGCUUUCGAAACCGUCAUUUCUCUUCAAGAAUCUUGAAACCUCCUGCUAACUCUGGUAUGUGCAUUGAGCAUGAGCAAAGCUGAACCAUUGAAUCUUUAUUUCUAGUAGUAGUUGAUUGGUUUUGGUUUUGUGUUGGUCUGCAGAAACUAAUAUAGUUUUGAGCUGGUUUGAAUCGUUUCGGUCUGCUGAACUUUAAGAAGAUUGAUGCUUCCAUAGUUCAUACAAAGUUAAAGGAUAUGUCUCAGCCAAACGUUGAUAUUAGUGCUUUGUGAAUAAUACUUGAUGGGAUUGGGGUUUGUGUUUGGUUUUGGUUAUUGUAGACCGGUUUAUUGGUUUUUUUUUUAUAAUUUAUUUUGGAUGUUUCCGGUUUGUAAUUCAGUUUGUAUAGUAAAUUCGAGUGUGUUUUUUCAUACAUUUGUUGUUGCUUUA